Messenger RNA from Closterium sp. NIES-65, 2559 nucleotides. Lineage: Eukaryota; Viridiplantae; Streptophyta; Zygnematophyceae; Desmidiales; Closteriaceae. The record is from the annotation of a GenBank genome assembly.
AUGGUUGGCACUACUGUCCUUCUCUUCUCCACCACCCCCACCAUCUACGAACCCACCACCUAUGAGCAAGCACUUGCCUGUCUUGAUGCACCUCUCUGGAUCGAGGCCAUGGUCAAGGAGAGCAACGCCUUUAUCAGCAACCGCUCGUUUCUCGACCUGCUGCACUCAGCGGCGUCGCUGCUGCGCGCCGUGGAGCGGAGCUGCUCCGUGCUGCCAGCGCUGCAGUGGGCGGCGCUGCAGGAGGUGCUGCCGCGCUGCCACUCGCUGCUUGCUGCUGCUGCCAGCCUGCACCGCCGCACACGACAUGAUGGCAGCGUGGUCCCGCGUGCACUUGCAGCUACUGCAGUGGGGCUGGGUGAGGGAGGGGGAGCAGUGGCAGCGGCAUCGACAGCAGCAGCGGGUAAUUCAGUGAGCAGUCCUCCGUGGAGCUCCUCCUCCACCUCCCCCGCCUCCUCUGCCCCCCCCCACGCCACUGCUGCGCCUGGUGCAUGUGGGGGGGAUAGUGGUGGAGGCAGCAGCAUGGAAGAGGAUGGGGCUGGCAGGCACAUGGGCGAGGAUGGGGCUGGCAGGCACAUGGGCGAGGAUGGGGCUGGCAGGCACAUGGGCGGGGCAGUGCAAGGGAGGGGCGCACAGGCGGAUGAGGGCAGGGCGCAGGGCAGCGAGGAUGCGAGCAGCGGGGCCGGCUGUGAGCGUAGAGCAGGGGGGGGGUCAGGGUGGGGUGCCUCCGCUGCUGCUGCUGCCGAUGUUGAUGGGGGCGACGCCUGUGUGCCAGUUGCCACCUCCGGUGCGCAUGGCCAUGCGUCCCAGCAAUCUCAGCACGCUCAGCAGCGUGUGGGGGCACAAGGGGAUGCGGUGUGUGGUGAACUCCCUGACACCGUCCAUGCGCCUCCUGCCUGCACGCCCACUCACCCCGCAGGUGCCCCUGCUCCCCCAUGCUCCGUCUCCUCUCACCCCACCACCACUCAUGCCCUCGUGUGCGUCCCACCGCCACCCACACUGCACGCGGCUCCCAGCGCUCCCCCCACUGACGCCACCCCGUGUGGGGCAGCCACCCCACGAGGGCCCACUGUGCCGUCCUUCCCUCGCUUCUCACCAUUUGCCGCGGCAGACUCCCCCACCCCCGCUGCAGGCACCCCCCUGCACGUGCCCUGGGCGGCAAGGGCAGCGGGGCACCGAGUGAGUCACAGCAUGGACGGCAGCAGUGGCGUGGCGUCGGGGCUGAGCGGCGGCGCGCGGCAGCAGUUUGAGGAGAGCAGGCGGAGGCAGCAGCAGGCCGUGCAGGCGUGCGUGCAGGCGCUGCAGGGCGGGCUGUUCUCCCCUUAUGGCCGCACGCCUCACAGCGCGGGGCAUGCUGCCACCAGCAGGUGGCGAGGGGGGGCAGCAGAAGGCAACAGGGACAGAUGUGUGCGGGGUGGCAGUGGGAAAGGAGGAGAGCGAGCAGGGGAAGAGGGUGCUGGGGGCAGGAGAGGGGAGGGGGUUGAACAGAGGGAAGGUAAUGGAGGGGCUAAAGCGGGGGGAGGUUGGGAAUGGGGAGGACGAGAGGGAGUGGCUGGGAGAGGCGAGGGAGGGCAGGGGCACGAGCGGAGUCGCAGCUUGGAUGUGGAUGCCAUGGCGCAGCUGUGGCCGCCGCUGCACCAUGCUGCUGUCCCCCCUCAUGGCACGACGGCAGGGCAGGCGAGUGGUGGCAGUGAGCGGGGGAGGAGGGGCACCGGUACACACCCCAUCGACCCCACUGCUCCUGCUGCCGCAUCUCCUCACGCCCACUCGCCUCACCUGCCGCCCAAAUCUCCCUCACCACAGCCAAAGGGCCGCUUUCCUCCCUUCCCCCACGACGCAACACCCUCUCCGCAUCCCCCCCUCGCCCAUGCGCACCUCCUGUCCAACCCCCCGUUCCAGGCACCCAUCUCGCCCCACCCCGCUGCUGCCACACGGCCCUGUGCCCCGCCCUCAUCCCCUGCUGCACCACCCUCCGCUCAUCCUCCCACACUGAAGUCAGAGGGUGUGGGGGCAGCAGAGGAGAGGGCAGUGGAGGAGAUAACGUGCCUCUUCUCCACACACUUCUCUGCCCCCUCUGCACCCUCGCACAGGUCGGUGUGUGCAGCACCGCAUGGCGCCACACCGCAUGGCGCCACACCGCAUGGCGCCACACCGCAUGGCGCCACACCGCAUGGCGCCACACCGCAUGGCGCCACACAAGCUCAACCCACCCCGCAUGGAACAAAAGGCUGUGCCAUACGCACACCCCAUCCUGCGCUUUCAGGCUGUGCUGCACCGCAAGCAGUGCAUGCCACCCUCAAUGCGGCCUCGCACCCGCCACCGUGCUGUGCUGCUGCUUGCCCUGCCAAUGCCACGGGUGCGGCGGAUAGUGUGGAAGUCCAGUCCACAGUGGCAGGGGUUGCGGGCGAAGCCACUCCAGCUCAUGACACAGGCAUGGCAGCAAGUGGCGGCAUGGGUGCAGCGGGUGGCGGCAUGGGUGCAGCGGGUGGCGGCAUGGGUGCAGCGGUGCCACCCAAGCCGCGGUCGCGCAAAAAGAUGAUGUCCCGGCGAGAGUGGCUGUAG